UAAACAAUCCCACCUUUCAUCCUUCAUUAAACACCUCGUAGUAGAAAUCUGUCAGUAUGCAUACACUCUCCUACGAAACAUAGUGGAAAAAAAUAUAUUCGUCGAUGUAAACAAGCGGUGAAAAAGGAGACACUUUUCGACGAGUGAUUUGCAUGAAGUUCCACUGCCGUGGUGUAAGGUCCGCUUAAGGUGUGAUUCGAGUCGCACGUCGAUGAAAAACGGUUGAAUCGAUUGAACCGGAUUAACAGGGUCUCUGCAUCCCUCUUAUACUCUUUGAUUGCACAUUUUUGCCCAGUUCUCUUCCACUUGUUCUUCGCGAAUGUUGCGUCUUAAAAAAAAUAAUCGAAUAGAUGAAUACUUUCAUUUUUAACCCCAAAACAAGGUCCCGUGUCAAGAGCAUACCUUCGGAGACAUACAAUUGAAUGUACUCAGACAUUCUGAGGUUUAAGCUCAAACUGAAGAGACAAUCUUUCGCUGGGACAAAACAUGGAUCGAUGGAUUGGAAAGGUGGCCGUCGUAACUGGAGCUAGUGCGGGAAUUGGCUCUGCCACGGUGAAGAAACUGAUCGAUAGCGGUUUAAUUGUGGUCGGGCUUGCACGCCGUGUGGACCGAGUUGAGGCGUUAAAAAAAAAACUGGACGAAACCGAUCGCGAUCGUCUUCACGCGAUAAAGUGUGAUGUUUCGAAGGAAAGCGAUAUCAUAAGCUCAUUUCGUUGGAUUGAUGAAAAGCUUGGUGGCGUGCAUAUCUUGAUCAAUAAUGCUGCAGUGAGUUUUGAUACUAAUUUGUUGACCCCAGGGAAUACCAGCAUGUUGCGAGAAACCUUGAACACCAAUGUUUUAGGAUCGGUCCUGUGCACUCGGGAAGCAUUUCAUUCUAUGAAAACACGUUCAGUGGAUGGUCAUAUUGUGUACAUCAAUAGCAUUGCUGGUCAUAACGUGCCUGCAUUUCCCGAGUUCAACAUAUAUCCGGCUUCCAAAUUUGCCAUUACUGCAAUCACGGAAACCACACGACAGGAGCUUAGAAUGGAAGGCACAAAGAUCAAGGUCACGAGUAUCAGUCCGGGAGCCGUUAGAACCGAUAUGCUACCUAAAGAGGGUUGGGCAGCUGAUAUUGCCACGUUGCAACCGGAAGACAUUGCUGAUGCCAUUGUGUACGUAUUAGGAACACCCCCACAUGUACAGAUCCAUGAACUGACCAUCAAACCAGUCGGAGAGGAUGUGCUAUGAGUUGAUUCGGAAGUUUGCAAACAUUAGAACACAACGCACGAAAUUGUUUUGGGUACGUUCUCAUGAAAUAAUUCAUAGUUCCAAGAAUGUCUGCAUAGUGGUAUCACAAUAAAAUCUUAACCAUUAAACAAAACUAAAUGAUGCAUUAAAUCAAUGGAAUUGAAAAUUUUUGCUAUCUCACUUUGGCUCGGAAAUUCUCCAGUUAAAAUCCAAAAUAGGAUCCUGCCGCGGAAUUACGAUCUAACAGCAACAAAUAAUUAAAUCGAUCAUCGUGUGUGAUUGUCCUUAUACCCUUAUCCCCUCCUUUUCUUCCUUCACGAGCAAUCGGUUCUCUUCUUACUAACAAUAGAAUAAGUUGAAAUGUAAAUACAUAGUAGUUAUAAGAUAGGUUUAAGAAUUGAGUGUGAUGAGUGUGAGUGAGAGUGUGAGUAUGAACAUUGUCAACAUAUCCUUAUAUCCCAUCCUAUUCCUGAUAAAAAUAUGUCACCUUUCUAAACUCGAGUCUACCGCGAGUAAUCGGUUUUCUACCUUAUUAACAAUAGAAUUAAGGAAAAUUGUUCAUAGAUAUAUAGAUAUAGUUAACAUAAUAUGUUUAGUUAAGAAUUCGGCUCCUUUAAACUUAUGUAAUUGAGCCUGUAAAAAUAAACGAAUUAAUAAAAAAAAUAAUAAAAUCC
Molecule: messenger RNA, 1901 nt
Organism: Toxorhynchites rutilus septentrionalis
Lineage: Eukaryota; Metazoa; Arthropoda; Insecta; Diptera; Culicidae
Product: farnesol dehydrogenase-like
Exons: 2
Coding region: 487-1227 (246 amino acids)
Molecular function (GO): oxidoreductase activity
Source: RefSeq, a predicted model, not a curated record